CCUGCGCGCCGGAGAAAGAGGACCCAGAAAACUACACGUGUUGUGUACAGCGACUGGCAUCUUUGAUGUGAACUUAGGCACACUCGUUAUUAAAUCUGGUUGUUCAUUUGUUUUGCAACCAUGAGUUCUCAAAUAACGUGUGUUGGAUGGGUAAAGCGCGGAGUUUCUAAGGAAACGCCAGAGAAGGUGGAGUUGAGCCAAGAAGAGCUGCAGCGCAUUAUCUCUGAAGCUAAGGAACAACUAGGAGAGCAGGGCGAUGGCGACGACGGUGACGAAGGCGACGAGGGGACGGGCGGCGGUCCUGAGAUGAGCGAGGAGGCGGAGCCUCCGGCGAAGGAUGAGAACGGGGAGGGGGACGAGCUGGCGGAGUACCAGCUGGACAAGUACGACGAGGAGGACACAGUCACGGCAAACUUGGGGGACAGUCUGGCGGGGCUCACCGUCUACUGCACCAAUGAGGAGGACCCCUACAUCACCAUUAAGGACACAGACCAGUACGAACGGGAGGACUUCCAGAUCAAACCGAACGACAACCUCAUAGUCUCAGGCAGGGCGGAGAAGGACUGCUGUAACCUGGAGAUACACGUGUACAACGCGGAGGAGGACUCCCUCUACGUGCACCACGACAUCCUCCUCCCCGCCUACCCUCUGUGUGUGGAGUGGCUGAACUUCGACCCCAACCCCGAGGAAAGGCAAGGGAAUUAUGCUGCCGUUGGCAACAUGACCCCAAAGAUUGACGUGUGGGACCUGGACGUGGUGGACUGCUUGGAGCCCGUCUUCUCCCUCGGCAGCAACAAACCGAAGAAGAAGAAGAAGAAAGGCAAGAAGGCGGCUGCAGCAGAGCCAGUGGAGGGCCACUCAGACGCAGUUUUAGACUUGUCCUGGAACAAGCUGAUCCGGAACGUGCUGGCCAGCGGGUCUGCGGACAACACGGUGAUACUGUGGGACCUCGUGCAGGGCAAGCCCGCCUCCACGCUGACACGGCACACCGACAAGGUGCAGACGCUGAAGUUCCACCCCUUCGAGGCGCAGACGCUCAUCUCUGGGUCGUACGAUAAGUCUGCCGUCCUGUACGACUGCCGGAGUCCGGAGGACGGCCACCGGACCUGGAGGUUCAGCGGACAGGUGGAGCGCGUCACCUGGGACCACUUCUCGCCCUGCAACUUCCUGGCGAGCACGGAGGACGGUUUCGUGUACUGUCUGGAUGCCCGCUCCGACAAGCCGGUCUUCACCCUCAGAGCUCACGAUGGAGAGGUGUCGGGUCUGGACCUGAGCAGCCAGGUGAGGGGCUGCCUGGUCACCGCCUCGGCAGACAAGCACGUGAAGAUCUGGGACAUCCUGGGGAACAAGCCUAGCCUUAUCCACACCCGGGACAUGAAAAUGGGGGUGCUGUUCUGUACGUCCUGCUGUCCUGACCUGCCCUUUGUGUACACUUUUGGAGGCCAGAAAGACGGACUCCGUGUCUGGGACAUCAGCGAUGUAGCAGCAGUUUCCUCUACAUUUGGGACUCGGGAGCGGCUGGUGGUGAACACAGAAGCGGGAGCAGGAGGCAGCAGCAGCAGCACAGCAGCUGAGAUGGAACUGUCCUAGUGCAUUCAAAUGGAACAAUCCUAAACCACCCCCCCCCCCCUUCCAAUGGAACAGUCCUCACGCCCCCUUCAAAUGGAACGGUCCUAACCAAACCUUCAAACGGAACAGUCCUAACCACCCCUCCUUCAAAUGGAACAGUCCUAACCACACCUUCAAAUGGAACAGUCCUAAACACACCUUCAAGUGGAACAGUCUUAACCACCCCCCCCUUUCAAAUGAACAGUCCUACCCGGCCCCCUGUCAGUUGAGGAGCCUCUCAAUUUGGGCGUUAUGUUGCUAGAGCCCGAUGCAUGUCCGCUGUAAAGCGAGGCGUUGGACAGUUUGGUCUCACGUUGGUUCAACUAACAAAAGUGCAGUCCUACACAUUUAUUCGUUGAACUACCUUUCCAAACUUGCAGAUAUGCUUUUUAAGGAUCAUGUCAUUCCUGUGUGAUAUAACUUCACUUCCUCUCAGAAGAAACAUUUAUUAUUUUUGACGAAACGGGAGCGCCAGAAUUCAAGAAAAGAGCAGAAACUGUCAAUUUGCUUUAUACAUGCUCUGCUAAAUAUUUAUAUUCUUGUAGGAGAAAGAAGAUUCUCGAGCCAAAUGUGUAAAUCCUCCUGAUUAAAUGGCAAAUAAUUUUUU
This is a messenger RNA of Anguilla anguilla (European eel), 2215 nucleotides long. It is a transcript of the gene pwp1, whose product is annotated as PWP1 homolog, endonuclein. Bases 121 to 1590 code for a protein of 489 amino acids. The record is from RefSeq and is a predicted model, not a curated record. Gene Ontology annotation, molecular function: protein binding. The transcript has 15 exons. Gene Ontology annotation, biological process: rRNA processing. Gene Ontology annotation, cellular component: nucleus. Lineage: Eukaryota; Metazoa; Chordata; Actinopteri; Anguilliformes; Anguillidae.